Molecule: messenger RNA, 1616 nt
Organism: Glycine soja
Lineage: Eukaryota; Viridiplantae; Streptophyta; Magnoliopsida; Fabales; Fabaceae
Product: thaumatin-like protein 1
Exons: 3
Coding region: 144-1088 (314 amino acids)
Biological process (GO): defense response
Cellular component (GO): extracellular region
Source: RefSeq, a predicted model, not a curated record
UUAACCUAUAGUAUAUAUAUUCUUUACAAUCCAUCUUGGACAUCUCUUCUCAUGCAUGGGCAGUGGAGCACAAUACUCUUCUCUUCCAGCAUUGUUUCUUCAACCCAAUCACUUUCAUUAAUCAACCACAUUCCAAAAUCCAAAUGGAUUCCAUGGCUCCCCAUUGCUUCUCCAUACACAUUGCUCUCAUCUGGGUUCUCCUUUGCCAAGGUGCAUUAGGAGCCACGUUUACUCUAAUCAACAAGUGUGAUUACACUGUGUGGCCCGGGAUUUUGGCCAAUGCAGGCAGCUCCGGAUUGGACUCAACCGGGUUUGAGCUUCGACCCGGUGGGUCACAGAGCUUCCAUGCCCCACCCAGUUGGUCCGGAAGAUUCUGGGGCCGAACCGGAUGCAAUUUUGACCCGAACACCCAACAGGGUAGCUGCACCACAGGGGAUUGUGGCUCCAACCAAAUCCAAUGCAACGGCGGCGGGGCAAGCCCACCCGCCACAUUGGUGGAGUUCACAAUCGGGUCGGGUACCCAGGAUUUUUACGAUGUGAGUCUCGUUGACGGUUACAAUCUGCCUUUAAUUGUGGACCCCAAUGGCGGUUCGGGUACGUGCGGAUCCACCGGGUGCCUUGCGGACCUGAACCAAGGGUGCCCGAAUGAGUUACGGGUCGCGGACCGCAGCGCGUGUAGGAGCGCGUGUGAGGCUUUUCAGAGUCCGGAGUAUUGUUGCAGCGGCGCGUAUGCCUCACCCGCCACAUGCAAGCCUUCGGUAUACUCGCAGAUAUUCAAAUCCGCGUGUCCCAAAUCGUAUAGCUACGCAUACGACGACGCUACGAGUACGUUUACGUGUACGGGAGCUGAUUAUACAAUUACAUUCUGCCCUUCAACCACAAGCCAAAAAUCGGCAAGAGAUUCACCGGCUCCUCCUCCUCCUUCUGGAAUUGGGUCAGAAACAGGGACAGGGGAGAUGCCAUUGAUAGUUAACAGUCCAUGGUUUCCCAACUUUUUCACUGGACUAUCAUCAAAGUCUCACCCUUGCUCCUUGUCAUUGAUUGCUACUGUGACUAUGCUAGUAUUCUUUUCUUUGCAAUACUCAUAGUGCAUUAUUAAUACUAUUAAAGGUUGUAGGUGACAUUUUUUAGAUUAUUAAAUCUCAAGGUACAAAACCUCAGCAUGUUAACUUGGAAAGCAAUUGCAAUCAGAAUCUCGUGAACCCACCAGCAAAAGGGACUUUUUGAGGCAUGGAUUGGCAUUAUUCAAAUAGAGAGGUGAUGUAGCGCAAUAUGAAAAGUAGUGUUUUCUAUGCUUUGCUUGACUUAGAAUCAGAGUAAUAUAGGUUGGUACUCUACUGGCUAGCCAGCUUUGCGGGUAUUUGAAGCUUGGUACCAUGUCAUUUGGGUUGGCAAAAUAAUGGGAUUUGCAAUUAUAAUGUCUGGCUAAGAGACACUACCACUUCUUGCUCUUGCUGAUUUUAAUUAAACACACUCGGUUAUGUUCAAAGGCACGCAACUAUGAUUAAACAACUCAAUGAUAUUGUUGUGCUGCUUCUCAUUUUUUGAAGCAGUAGAGUACGUUCUUUGAAACCUUUAUGCUCUAAUAUGGAUUAUUUAAGUGUUGUGCGUUUCAA